Molecule: messenger RNA, 570 nt
Organism: Meloidogyne enterolobii
Lineage: Eukaryota; Metazoa; Nematoda; Chromadorea; Rhabditida; Meloidogynidae
Source: the annotation of a GenBank genome assembly
AUGAACUUCUGGUUAAAAAUAAAAAAAGUCAGAACAAAAAACAGAAUAAAAUCAGAACAAAAUACAAAUAAAUUAGAAAAUCAGAAUAAAAACAACAAAAUUUUACAGACAGUCCAUCUGGAUUUAUUAGACGAUUUUGACCCAUUCCAAACAGAAUAUGCUUCAUUAGCUCGAGAAAUAGCUUAUUUAAACUUGAUUGAAGCUAACGAACAAGAGAGACUAGCAAUAUUUAUAAAUAUAUACAAUAUAAUGUUAAUACAUAUAAGCUAUAAAUAUGGAUUGCCCGGAACUAUAUGGCAAAGGAGAAAGUAUUUAUAUUUUACUUAUUACAAUAUUGGAGGGCACCUUUAUUCAUUACAAUCUAUUUUUAAUGGAAUUUUGCGUGGUAAUCAUACAGGUUUGGGGAUGUUGUGGAAGCCCUUUGGUGAACAAGAUUAUAGAAAUAAGGUAAAAAAUACAAAUUGAAAAACACAAAAAGUAUAAAACACAAAAUCGGAAAAAUACAAACACAAAAAAAUACAAAACACAGAAAAACACAAAAUUACGAAACACAAAAAACAUAAAAAUACA